Molecule: messenger RNA, 1065 nt
Organism: Acanthosepion pharaonis
Lineage: Eukaryota; Metazoa; Mollusca; Cephalopoda; Sepiida; Sepiidae
Source: the annotation of a GenBank genome assembly
AUGUUAAAAGAAAGCCGGUCAACAUAUCUUUUAUAUGAAAACACACUCUCUAUCACUCCCCUCUUUCUCCAACUCCCUUUCUCCUCCCUCUCUUCCCUUUCUCCUACUAAUCUAAUCGAUAAGUCAAAGGAACCUGGCUUCCUUGGCUUUCGGGCCAGAUCUUCUUUGCAAAACUUCAUAUAUAAAAAAGCACGCACUCCAUCUCCCCACUCUCUCUCUCCUCUCUCUCCCCUCCCUUUCUCCUCCCCUCCCUUUCUCCUCUCCCCUCCCUUUCUCCCUCUGCCAUCGCUCUCUCUCCUCUCCUGCUCUCUCCCUCCUGCCAUCGCUCUCUCUCUCCCUGCCAUCGCUCUCUCUCUCCUGCCAUCCUGCCUCUCUCCUGCCAUCGCCUCUCUCCUCUCCUGCCAUCGCUCUCUCUCUCCCUCCCUGCCAUCUCUCUCCUCUCUCCUGCCAUCGCUCUCUCUCUACACCAUCCGCCAUCUCUCUCUACACUUCCGCCAUCGCUCUCUCUCUCUCUCUACUCUUCUGCCAUCGCUCUCUCUCUCUCUCUACUCUUCUGCCAUCGCUCUCUCUCUCACUACUCUGCCAUCGCUCUCUCUCUCUCUACUCUUCUGCCAUCGCUCUCUCUCUCUCUCUACUCUUCUGCCAUCGCUCUCUCUCUCUCUCUACUCUUCUGCCAUCGCUCUCUCUCUAUCGUUCUCUAUCACCCAUACUGUCUCUCACUUACUGACUCACUAUCUCUCAGCCUCACAAUAUCUUUCUAUCAUUCUCUAUCACUCUCGCUCUUUGUCUUUCUCACUCUCGCUCUUUGUCUUUCUCACUCUCACUCUUUGUCUUUCUCACUCAGUCUCUCUAUCACUCUCACUCUGUGUCUCUAUCACUCUCACUCUGUGUCUCUAUCACUCUCACUCUGUGUCUCUAUCACUCUCACUCUGUGUCUCUCUCAGUAUCUCACCAUCUCUCUCAUACAACUCACUCUAUCAUUCUCAUCCUUUCCCUCUCUCUCCCCUCUCAAAUUCUUUCUCACACUUUCUUACGCACGCACGAGGGCGAUCUCUCUCUCUCUAA